AUAAAAAUGUUGGAAGCUUUUUACGACACUGUUGGACGUGUCAUUCGACCGAUUUGGCGACGUAUGUUGAUUCGUUUCGCCACUGGGUGGAGGCGUAUUUGGCGUAGAGUUUGGCCAAACUCCCAGGCAGAUGAUCUUCCAUCAUUGUCAACACCAUCGCUGGAGCCGGAAUCAUUUCCAAACAAGAGGUUUCACUCGUCGACGCCAGCACUCGAGCUGCCUCCAACACCGGAAGAGCCAAUACCAGUAGAUCCGUUUGCUCAGCAUCGCGCAGUCUUUUUCGAAACAUUGGAAAACGGAUGUUUGUCUGCCUUGCAACUCACGCUCGGCAAUGUGGAACCGGAAGUCAAAGCCUGGCUGGUCGAAUCGCACAAUGAACGCGGAGAAACGGCUCUCGUAGUGGCCAUCCGACGCAGGGACCUUGCUCUCGUCCAAUACCUGAUGGAUGAUUUGAAAGUCGACAGCUGUCGGAUUGGUAACUUUACCUGGAACGGCGUUGAAUACCUGGACGUCCCGCCAUUGUUUAUGGCCAUCAUUUGCGCCGAUUUUUACAUCUUCAAAUACAUGCUCGAGUACCAGCAUCUCAACUUGGUCGACGAAAGAGCCGGAAUCAAUGAGAUCCUCGCGAGUUUGCAGCCGAGCCAGGAGAAGAUUAAUGUCUUGGAGCUAUUGGGGGCCGCUUACAUUCAUCACGAUCUCGUACAUCCCAGAAACAACAAUCAAACAACCCGACGGCGUGGACUGCAGUACUGGAGAGAAGCUAUGAAUCUACGUCAUCCUUCGAGCGUCGAGCCGCCAAUACCCAAAAUUCUUCCGCAAACGUCCGACAUUUCUCGCAAGGCCAUGGGCUUCUCUUUUGAAAUAACAACUCCGCAAGAACUGGAGCAACUCGACAACGCCAACAACAACAUCCAGCUCUUUACUCAAGCUAUUUGGGCUAUCCAGCGUAUUAUGGGUCAAUUGAUUCCGGAGCCCCAUUCCUUCACUCUGUACAGACUCUACACGUACGCUUACGAGUUCUACGAUGCCGGCCAGUACAGCCGGGUCGUCAACAUUUUGAUGCUCAUGCUGGAGCCAUUCCGACAACAGCCGAGUGACUGUUGGGAUAUCAACUUUUCGAUCAUCGGAGCACUGGACAUCAUGAACGACAGCUUCAAGAGGUUAAACAAAAUGCCACCGCUCAGCCAACAGGGUCUGGAAGACUUUACUUUCGAUAAUCUAAUGGCGGCCUUUGACUUUGCUGUCGUUGUUAAUCGUCAAGAGAUGCGGAGGGAAUUAGCGCCAGCUGCCAAGGGCCGGCUGGACACUUGCUUGUACGAUAUUGUCCUGAAUUUAACCGAGAUGCUGCCCAAGUUGAGCCAAGAGGACGGCCACCGAUUCAAGAAAGCUCUUUACCAUUUCAUUGGCACGAAUCACAAGUUCAAUUACUUCGACCAGGGCGACAUUCUUCACGUGGCUUGUCGCCGGGCUCCGAUUUCCCUUGAUCUAAUCCAGUUGCUGCUCGAUCUGGGAGCGGAUGCCAAUUCCGUCAGUGCCAAAGGGAAUACUCCGCUUCACUUGCUGGCCAUGAUUAACUACCAAGUCUGGUCGCCCACAAUCACGGACGCCGUUCAAAAGCUGCUGGAUUUUGGAGCCCAUAUCGACCAGCCCAACCGAUCCGGAAGAAGAGCUUUGGGGAUAUUGAAAGCUAAACACAGGCAGCUCUGCCUUCAAGGAUUACCCGAUGUCAAACUUCGAUCCCUGCUGAACAACAAUGUUUUACCGCUGACAUGUCUGGCCGCCCAAGUCGUGCGCAAAAACCGAAUCCCGUUCGAGGACGGUCAAGUCCCGGUGGAUUUGCACUCAUUCAUCCGCCGACACUGAAAUGUCGAUCCAAAAAAUCCUCGCAUUCAAAUUCUCAUAUGAUUUACACGAGUCUUGAUUAAAUACACAUCAUUU
Daphnia pulex (common water flea) is the source of this 1938-nucleotide messenger RNA. RefSeq names its product protein fem-1 homolog C-like. The record is from RefSeq and is a predicted model, not a curated record. Gene Ontology annotation, molecular function: protein binding. The transcript has a single exon. Bases 7 to 1863 code for a protein of 618 amino acids. Lineage: Eukaryota; Metazoa; Arthropoda; Branchiopoda; Diplostraca; Daphniidae.